Molecule: messenger RNA, 2396 nt
Organism: Pimephales promelas (fathead minnow)
Lineage: Eukaryota; Metazoa; Chordata; Actinopteri; Cypriniformes; Leuciscidae
Gene: vps33a
Product: VPS33A core subunit of CORVET and HOPS complexes
Biological process (GO): vesicle-mediated transport
Source: RefSeq, a predicted model, not a curated record
GAAAGUCAUGUGAUUGCGAUUUAACGAACAUGGCGUCGCAUUUAUUUUGUGGCAGAGUAAACCUAAAUAUUUUGAGAGAGGCUGCACGAAAAGACCUGCGUGAAUUUUUAGAUAAAUGUUCGGGAAGCAAGGCCAUUGUUUGGGACGAGUAUCUUACUGGACCUUUCGGGUUAAUUGCUCAAUAUUCCCUUUUGAAGGAACAUGAGGUCGAGAAAAUGUUCACUCUCAAAGGGGGUCGUAUACCGUCGGCUGCCGUCAAGAAUAUUGUCUUUUUUGUCCGACCGAGGUUGGAGUUGAUGGACAUCAUUGCAGAAAAUGUUGCAAGUGAGGAUAAAUUACAGCCCCGAGAUUUCCAUAUUCUGUUUGUGCCUCGCCGGAGUCUCCUGUGUGAGCAGCGUCUGAAGGAGAAAGGGGUUCUCAACUCGUUCACAAACAUCGACGAGUACAUUCUGGACCUUAUACCUUAUGAUGGAGACCUUCUUUCCAUGGAGUCUGAGAGUUCAUUCAGGGAGUGUUAUUUAGAGAAUGAUCAGACAAGCCUGUAUCACGCUGCCAAGGGCCUCAUGACUUUGCAAGCACUUUACGGGACGAUACCGCAGAUCUUUGGCAAAGGAGAGUGUGCAAGGCACGUGGCCAACAUGAUGCUGCGGAUGAAGAGAGAGUUUGCAGGUCAUGCUCAAAUCCUGCCUGUGUUCGACACACUUCUCCUGCUGGAUCGUAAUGUGGACUUGCUGACACCAUUAGCCACUCAACUUACAUACGAGGGUCUUAUCGACGAGAUCUAUGGCAUCACCAAUGGUUACGUGAAGCUUCCUCCUGAGAAGUUUGCACAGAAGAAACAGGGAGAAGGCGGGAAAGAUCUUCCCACUGAGCCCAAAAAACUGCAGCUCAACUCAGCCGAGGAGCUUUAUGCCGAAAUACGUGACAAGAACUUCAAUGCCGUCGGUGCGGCUCUCAGCAAGAAAGCCAAGAUCAUAUCAGCCGCAUUCGAGGAACGACACAAUGCAAAGACUGUUGGGGAGAUUAAACAGUUUGUUUCGCAGUUGCCUCACAUGCAGGCGGCUCGCAGCUCAUUGGCUAAUCACACCUCCAUCGCUGAACUCGUCAAGGACAUAACGACCUCGGAAGCCUUCUUUGACAGUCUGACCGUUGAACAAGAGUUUAUGACUGGAGUGGACACAGACAAGGUCAGCACGUAUAUAGAAGACUGCAUUGCACAGAAAGACCCGCUGAUCAAGAUCCUGCGACUGGUGUGCAUGCAGUCCGUCUGCAACAACGGCCUCAAACAGAAAGUCCUCGACUACUAUAAGAAGGAGAUCCUUCAGACGUAUGGAUACGAGCACAUUCUGACCGUCAAGAACUUGGAAAAGGUUGGGUUACUCAAACCUCAAAGCGCCAUGAGAAACAACUACCCCACAAUCAGGAAAACACUCAAACUGUGGAUGGAGGACGCCAAUGAACAGAACCCGAACGACAUAUCGUACGUGUACAGCGGCUACGCCCCGCUCAGUGUGCGUCUGACUCAGGUCCUGGCCCGGCCCGGCUGGAGGAGCAUCGAGGAGGUGCUGAAGAUGCUGCCCGGACCACACUUUGAGGAACGACAGCAGGUUCCCACGGGCCUUCACAAGAAGCGUCAGCCAGGAGAGAACCGCACCACCCUGGUGUUCUUCCUCGGCGGUGUGACUUACGCUGAAAUCGCUGCUCUGCGCUUCUUAUCCAACAUGGAGGAUAGUGGGACUGAGUACAUUAUCGCAACCACCAAACUGAUCAACGGAACCAGCUGGAUAAAGUCUCUCAUGGACCAUCCUGAGGAAAACGUACCGUAAAGCAGCUAUUGCCGUUCAGAUGAGCGUCUUUCGUCUCCGCAUGAGCCCAAACGCUUAUGUUUUGUAUAGUUCAACUCCCGAUGCUAUCGUUCAGAUCAUCUUGAAUGAUCACGAGGAUGUCUUGCCCAUUACGAUACUCAUUUAUGUACGUUUUUGAACAAGAUUUGUGUCGACAGAUACUGUAAGUGUAGUCGGUUAGCCAGCUUGCCUUAACUGGCUCAAAACUUCUUUUUGAAUGCAUUUAAAGUCUAUAUACACACACACACACACAUAUAUAAAUAUAGGCUAUAUAUGUUGGCUUUAUAUUAGCACUUGUUUAUUGAAAGGACUAAAUUGAAUUCAAUGAAGUAAACUACUAUGCUUAAAAUCGCCUCAAGAUAUUAUUAAAACGCAAGUAUUAUACCUUAUAAAUUAGGGAUACACCGAUAUGAAAACUUUGGCUGAUACCAUUAACUGAUAAUUCUGUUUAUUUGAAAACUAAUGACUGAUAUAUUGGCUAAUAAAUAAUUUUUUAUAUAUAAUUUGAGUCCCAUCAUGACUCAAGCACACAUUUAUAAUGUUCUCAUUUUA